GGAAGGAUGCCUGCUGGGGGCGCUCACCUUACAACGAGGUUCGGCCCAGCUGCCAUUCCGCACGUGUGAAUCUGGUGACAUGCGAGCAAAGCCUCCCUUCAUGCUGCGCCGUGCGACGCCUGCGAUCUCGGACGAUAUUUUCUGGAUCGCAUCCUCACCCAAACCAGCGCAUCCUCGAUCCAUAUGAGCUGGAAUCCGGCCAGAAGGGCAGGAAAGCGGCUAAAGCUGACGUGUAGCAGCCGAUCUGACGGUGCGCCAGCGACGAUUUCUGCUCGGGACGGGAAAAGGACUGCUGCCACCUUGACCGACUCGACCCAGGCAUGCGGUCGAAGUGGGAGGAAGGGAAUUCGGAAUUGGGCCACGUAACGGAAACACGAGAGGGAAUGCGGCGACGGAAUUCGGAGUUGCUGGUUUUUGGUUUUCAUCAUUUCUCAAAUCUCUCUUCCAAGUCUCUCAGAUCUCGCCAACCUUGCUCUGGCUUCCUCGGAGAAACGAGAGCAUUAGCGACAGGAGUCUAGAGUCAGCCUAGCCCUGGGACCGUAAGUCUGGAGUCAACUGACAGGUCGGUAGCAUCAUCUCGUGGUUUACUGAUCUCAUUCCAAUUUGCAAACGCCUUAUCAGCUAGUUUUUUUGUCGGUUCAGGUUGUUUAGAGGUGUCUUAAUCACAUAGCGGCGCACGCGCAAAUGGCCGUAGCUCUCGCGACUUGCUGCGCCGCCGCCGGCUUGCGCGUCGCUCCGCCGCUGACGGCGCGGCGGGGAAGCUCCCCCGUCAGCUGGUCUGACAGCGCCGGCUGGGCGCAACCCUCUCUGGCAAUCCCUACCACGUUAGCGGCGCCGCGAGUCACGGGGUUCAAAGCCGAGGCGCAGGCGCAGCAGGUGGGCGAGCGCGUGGGCGGCGCGCGCGCGCCACGCGACGAGAACGUGGCGGGCGACUUCUACGUGGACCACACGUGCAUCAACUGCGACGUGUGCCGCUGGAUGGCGCCGGAGGUGUUCGCCAAGAUCGGGCCGCAGUCGGCCGUGUUCGCACAGCCCGGCGACGAGGGGACCGCAGUGAAGGCGCUGCAGGCGCUGCUGUCGUGCCCCACGGCGUCCAUCCACUCGCGCGAGUCGCUAUCGCUCGUGCCGCGGGCGCGCGACGCCUUCCCGCUGCCCAUCCACGCGUCGCUGCCCGCCGUGUUCCACUGCGGCUACCACUCGCGCAAGUCCUUCGGCGCCACCUCGUACCUCAUCCAGCGCGCCUCAGGAAACGUGAUGGUGGACUGUCCGCGCUACUCGGAGCAUCUGGCGGAGAAGCUCGCGCGCAUGGGCGGCGUGCGCUACAUCGCGCUCACGCACCGCGACGACGUGGCGGACCACGCGCGCUGGGCGGCGCGCUUCAAGGCGGAGCGUGUGCUGCAUGCGCUGGAGGUGCAGCCCGACACUGCUGACGUGGAGAUGAUUCUGGACGGCACGGGGCCGUGGUGCCUGGGGUCGGACUUAAAGAUCAUUUUCACCCCUGGUCACACGGAGGGCUCGGUGAGUGUACUAUACAAGGCGGACGGGGGCGCGCUGUUCUCUGGGGAUCAUCUGGCGUAUGCUCCCAACACGGAAAGCCUUUCCAUCAUGAGACGAGUCAACUGGUACUCGGUGCCGGUGCAGGUGCAGAGCACCAAGAAGCUGGUGGGCCUGCCGUUCCUCUGGCUGCUGCCAGGCCACGGGCGGCGGUUCCACUUUGAGAAUGAGGAGCAGAGGGAUGCCAUGCUGCAGCAGGUGGUGGCGGGGGAGGAGGCGCUGCUGCGGGGCUGAGUGCAUGUGACCGGAUAUUCUUACAUGUGCAUGCUCUCUUGUGCAUAAGAGAGCAUUUGCAGGCGGUAGAUGGCAAUAGAUGCCAUGCUGCAGCAGGUGGUGGCGGGGGAGGAGGCGCUGGUGGCUGACUCAACGAGUCCUGAGUGCGCGCUAGCUGCGUAGCGCAAAGCAUGUCAGGCUUGCCAGGGAGGGGAAGGGGACGGUGAUCCUGUAGCGGGUGGUGGCAGGAAGGAGGCUCUGCUGGGGGGCUGAGUGCAGUGCUUGUGGAAGGAUGUGACCGCGAGCAAGCAAGGGUGGCACUUGCAGGUGUUAGAUGGAUGUGUCAUGUGGGGGAGCAGAGGGGAUGUGAUUCUGCUGCAGGUGCUGGCGGAGGAGGCUCUGCUGAGGGGCAGAUAGUGCUUGGAUGCGAACAGUAUAGGGCGGUGGUCGUGUUGUGACCUUCACUGGGUGCGAGUGGGGGUGGGGUUGGAGAAACCGUUGCUGCUGCGCUGAGGGGCUGCCUUUCACAUCGAGCAGUGCCUGGGGUCGUGCAGGGGUCCAUCCAUGGUAUGCGAACCAGCAGCGGUUACUGUGUUACGUGAGGUGCUAGCUAGAUUAGGCUGCUUAUAGGCAGCACGGUUUUUGUAGGGAAUUCUGUACCACAUGGUUUCACAGUAACGAAUGGCAACCCACUUGGGAUACAUCUAGUGCAGCAGUGGCAACUCUAACCUUAGUGACAAUGUCAAGUGUAAAUCUGGAGGCUGGAUUGCAUGCACCCCCUCAUGGUAUGGGUGACAUGUG
Molecule: messenger RNA, 2568 nt
Organism: Closterium sp. NIES-67
Lineage: Eukaryota; Viridiplantae; Streptophyta; Zygnematophyceae; Desmidiales; Closteriaceae
Source: the annotation of a GenBank genome assembly